Messenger RNA from Vicia villosa (hairy vetch), 819 nucleotides. RefSeq names its product lectin 10-like. Gene Ontology annotation, molecular function: carbohydrate binding. NCBI's taxonomy places the organism in Eukaryota, Viridiplantae, Streptophyta, Magnoliopsida, Fabales, Fabaceae. The transcript has a single exon. The record is from RefSeq and is a predicted model, not a curated record. Bases 1 to 819 code for a protein of 272 amino acids.
AUGUCUCUUUCUUCAACACUCAUUAAAAUCUUCAUCACUUCUCUUUUCCUACACUACAUCAAUGUCAAGUCCCAAUCACCUUCACAAUCAGAAACCGUUUCUUUCAGCAUAACACGCUUCGAAGAACAAAACCCCGACAUAAUAUAUCGGGGUGAUGCCUCGAUCUCCGAUGGCAUUUUAAGAUUAACAAAAACCGACCAAUCUGGCAAACCACUCCCAAACAGCGUAGGACGCGCAACACAUGUUACACCAAUUCACAUAUGGGAUAAAACCAGUGGAGAGCUAGCCGAUUUCUCCACUGGUUUCUCCUUUAUCGUGAACACAGACAAUGCACCACUUCACGGAGAUGGAUUUGCUUUCUUUAUAGCACCACUUCAUUUCGACAUACCGAAAAAUUCAAGUGGUGGCUAUCUUGGUCUUUUCAACCCGGAAACCGCGCAUAUUCCAUCUAAAAAUCCAAUAUUAGCUAUUGAAUUUGAUGGUUUUACAAAUGACUGGGAUCCUCCUUCAUCAUAUCAGUCUCCUCACAUAGGUAUCGAUGUCGGGGCGAUUGAUUCGAUUGCGUAUGCGUUGUGGCCUAUUAACUUUGUGCCAAGAAAUGCUAUAGGACAUGCUAGUAUAAACUAUAACUCUGAGUCUAAAAGAUUGAGUGUGUUUGUGGCUUAUCCUGGGACUGAGUGGAAUUCAACUAGUGUUUCUUUUGUUGUUGAUUUGAGGAGUGUUCUGCCUGAAUGGGUUAGAGUUGGAUUCUCAGGUGCUACGGGAGAGUUGGUUGAGACGCAUGAUAUUGUUAAUUGGUCUUUUGAAUCAGCUUUGUAA